Molecule: messenger RNA, 683 nt
Organism: Exaiptasia diaphana
Lineage: Eukaryota; Metazoa; Cnidaria; Anthozoa; Actiniaria; Aiptasiidae
Exons: 3
Coding region: 1-390 (129 amino acids)
Source: RefSeq, a predicted model, not a curated record
AUGUUUCUUCAGAUUAUUGAUGAUGUCUACAACAACUUCAAUCAUUUGUUGAGUUCUUUGGACCUGUCAUGGCUGGAUCCUGCUUUAUUUGCCAAUGCUGUUCACCAGAAAGGUGCUCCUUUGACACAGUGUUGGGGAUUUAUUGAUGGCACCACAGGGAGGAACCAAAACAUUUUGUACAGUGGACAUAGAAGAGUUCAUUGUAUUAAAUUCCAGUCUGUUACUGCUCCAAAUGGAUUGAUUGCACAUCUCUUKGGACCUAUUGAAGGUAAACGUCACGAURCAUUCAUGCUGGGAGUUAGUGACCUUCAACAACAGCUUCAACGAAUAACCAAACCAAAUGGUKAUCCAUAUGUUGUAUAUGGCGAUCCAGCAUAUGGCAUCUCAUAAAACAUAAUAUCGCCUUACAGAGGGGCACAUCUUGCUGCUUUACAGUAGCAAUUYAAUAGUGAAAUGAGUAAGGCUCGCAUAAKUGUUGAGUGGGGAUUUGGUAAAAUCAAGCAAUAUUUUACUUAUUUAGACUUUAAAAAGAAUUUGAAGGUUCUCCUUCAACCUGUUGGCAAGCUCUGUUACAAGUAAAUACUUUGAUGUAGAACCACCAUCACUUGAAGUGUACUUGGAAAAUGUAUAAUUACCCUUAUCAGACUGAAGUGGACAUGGUUAGAUUGUAAAAUCUCCAAGAA